Hylaeus volcanicus is the source of this 1783-nucleotide messenger RNA. Its product is annotated as mucin-2-like. The coding region runs from base 32 to 1783 and encodes 583 amino acids. The transcript has 6 exons. The record is from RefSeq and is a predicted model, not a curated record. NCBI's taxonomy places the organism in Eukaryota, Metazoa, Arthropoda, Insecta, Hymenoptera, Colletidae.
CCGUGGAGCACCGAGUACGGACGAAUAAAACAUGGCGAAAGCCAUUUUCGUCCUUUGCUGCCUUGUUGCGGCUGCAAGUACCGAGCUCGUUCCUCAGCUGAGCAACCAAUGGUUUAAUCCAGUAGGAAAUGGUUUCAACAUAAAUUCAGCAAUCAAUACCAUUAGAAAGGUAGUUGAUAGUUCUUCCAAAGUAGUAGGAUCAGUCGUUCAGGUUGCCUAUGUACGGGUUGAAGAAAUCCAAAUCUACGCUAAUCAAACGAAUUAUGAGGCAGUUAUAAAUAUCACCAAUAUAAUGGAAAUCAUUGAGAAAAAAGUUACUGUAAUGACAGAUGACGCAGAUGGAGUUGAUGUCAGUAGCUGUACAAUAAAGAUAGAAAAAAUACACAAAACAGCAAAGGAGAUGGUUGACUGGAGCAGCAAAUGUGUCUCGAAAACUGUAAACGCAGCAGUGAAAUUAUUAGAAACAAUAGAAGCAAUUUCAAACAAUGUUACCCGAGAACUUCAUAAUAUUAUAGACACCGCUGAGCAAUGUGUUGAAGAUGAGAUAGAAAUUCUUCACAUCAUUGGUUGCAUUAACACGGCUAUAAGAGAAGCAUAUUGGUACGCAAGUAACAACAUUCCUCAGAUCAAAUCGGAUAUCGAGCAAAUGAUCAAUGAUAUUAGGGAACUGAAACAUUCAAUAGGGACAUGUUCUAUAAUUAGAUAUAUACCUGAAUUCCUAAAAUUUCAAGCAGAAAUAUUAGAAGUUGUAGAAAGCUGUAUCAAGGAAACAUGUCAAGCACAUAAGAAAACAACAACACAAGCGAUCGUUACACCUACGGAACAGGCUAUCACAAGAACACCUAAGACGACUGCAACUAAAACUACCCAAACGGAAACCCCUAGUUCUCCUGAAGGAUCGCCCUCACCGGGUACAACAGCAGCAACAGAAACUACCCUAAAAACAGUAACUGGAUCCCCCUCUCAGGGUACGACAGAACCAGGGCAAUCCUCAUCUACAGAAAUCAGACAACCCACAGCCUCUAGUAUUAGUCCAGGAGGUACAACAGAAAAUACCCAAGAAACAGGAACGUCUUCCCAGGGUACGACAGGAACACCACAGCCGUCAUCUUCGGGAAGUAGCCAACCAACAGCCACCAGCUCUACUGAAGGUAGUUCAACCGAAAGUAGUCAACAAACGACAGAGCAGACGACCUCAGGAACUGGUCAACAGACUGGAACAACUUCUGAAGGUACGACGGCAACACCACAGCCAUCAUCUUCGGGAAGUAGUCAACCAACACCCUCUAGUUCUACUGAAGGUAGCUCAACUGAUAGUAGCCAACAAACGACAGAGCAGACGACCUCAGGAACUGGCCAACAAACUGGAACAACUUCUGAAGGUACAACGGUAACCCCACAGCCAUCGUCUUCGGGAAGUAGUCAACCAACAGCCACCAGUCCAAACAAUGAAACGACCGAAUGGACUGUUACUGUUCCAACUGGACAGACUGGAACCGAAGCUACGGAAGGUCCAAACAAUGAAACGACUGAAUGGACUGUUACUGGUCCUACUGGACAUACUGUAACCGAAUCUACGGAAGGACCAAAGAAGGAAACAACCGAAUGGACUGUUACUGUUCCAACUGGACAGACUGGAACGGAAUCUACGGAAGGGCCAAAUAAGGGAACGACAGAACCUAGUGAUGAUGAUUGUGAUGAUUCCACUGAGGAAUCUAACACGGAUACCGUUGAUGACGAUUGCAAUCCGUGUAAUGAUGAAUCUGACACCGAAAUGAGUUGA